AUGUUGUUACCUGAACUCUGGGUGACUCUGGCUAAGAUCUGCUUCCCUGUGCAGGUGAACCGGCUGCCUCGGGAGACCCUGCUGUGUGCCACUCUUUACGCUCUGCCCGUGCCCCCGCCUGGGAGCUCCUCGGAGGCCAGCAAACAGCGGCGGGUGCCCGAAGCCCUGGGCUGGGUCAUUGCUCCACUCUUCAGCUUCAGGCAAGUCCUGACUUGUGGCCGGAAGCUUCUGGGCUUAUCGCCAGCAACACAGGAAAGCCCCGGUGCCCGCUGGAGUGUGCCCAAUUUCCACCCGCCAGACAGUGUGAUCCUGUAGAUUGGCUUUCCCACCUCGGCCUUUGACAUCAAGUUCACCAGCCCUGCUGGAGACAAGUUCAGCCCCUGCUAUGAGUUUGGCAGCCUCCGGGAGGAAGACCAACAUGUGCUUAAAAACAUCAUGCAGAAGGAGUCCCUGCACUGGCUCACGGAUGCGGACAAAAAGCACCUGUGGGAGAAGCAGUAUUACUGCCACGCGGAGGUGAGCGCGCUGCCCCUGGUGCUCGCCAGCGCCCCCAGCUGGGAGUGGGCCUGCCUCGCCGACACCUAUGCUCUGCUGGCACAGUGGACCCCCAUGAACCACCAGGACGCCCUGGGGCUCCUGAACACCAGGUUCCCAGACCAGGAGGUGCGUCGCAUGGCUGUGCAGUGGAUCGGCUCCCUCUCCGAUGCUGAGUUGCUGGACUACUUGCCCCAGCUUGUGCAGGCCUUAAAGUACGAAUGCUACCUAGACAGCCCCUUGGUGCGCUUCCUCCUGAAGCGAGCUGUUUCUGACUUGAGAGUGACUCACUACUACUUCCGGUUGCUGAAGGACGGCCUCAAGGACUGUCAGUUCAGCAUCUGCUACCAGUAUCUGGCCGCCUUGCUGUGUUGCUGUGGCAAGGGGCUGAGAGAGGAGUUUAACCGCCAGUGCUGGCUUGUUAAUACCCUGGCCAAACUGGCCCAGCAGGUCCGGGAGGCUGCUCCUUCUGCACUGCAGGGCAUCCUCCGCACCGGCCUGGAGGAGGUGGAGCAGUUCUUCGCCCUCAGCGGCUCCUGCUGGCUGCCCCUCAGCCCCAGUCUGCUGGUUAAGGGCAUUGUGCCUAGGGACUGUUCCUACUUCAACUCCAACGCCGUUCCCCUCAAGCUCUCCUUCCAAAAUGUGGACCUGCUGGGCGAGAACAUCCGUGUCACCUUCACGCCUGACGACCUUCGCCAGGACAUGCUGACCCUGCAGAUGAUCCGCAUCAUGAGCAAGAUCUGGGUCCAGGAGGGGCUGGACAUGCGCAUGGUCAUCUUCCGCUGCUUCUCCACUGGCCGGGGGAGAGGGAUGGUGGAGAUGAUCCCCAACUCUGAGACCCUGCGCAAGAUCCAGGUGGAGCACGGGGUGACCGGUUCCUUUAAGGACCGGCCCCUCGCCGACUGGCUGCAGAAGCACAACCCUGGGGAGGAGUAGUAUGAGAAGGCUGUAGAGAACUUCAUCUACUCCUUUGCUGGCUGCUGUGUGGCCGCCUAUGUCCUGGGCAUCUGUGACCGACACAACGACAACAUCAUGCUGAAGACGGCCGGCCACAUGUUCCACAUAGAUUUCGGCCGCUUCCUGGGCCAUGCCCAGAUGUUUGGCAACAUCAAGCGGGACCGCGCCCUCUUUGUCUUCACCUCGGACAUGGCGUAUGUCAUCAACAGGGGUGACAAGCCUUCCAGCCGCUUCCAUGACUUUGUUGACCUUUGUUGCAAAGCCUACAACCUCACUCGCAAGCACACCCACCUCUUCCUCAACCUUCUGGGCCUGAUGUUGUCCUGCGGGAUCCCUGAGCUCUCAGACCUGGAAGACCUCAAGUUCGUGUAUGAUGCCCUGAGGCCUCAGGACACGGAGGCCAGUGCCACUACCUACUUCACUAGGUUGAUAGAGUCCAGUCUUGGCAGUGUAGCCACAAAGCUCAAUUUUUUUAUUCAUAACCUGGCUCAGAUGAAGUUUUUAGGCUCAGAUGAUCGGCUGACCCUCUCGUUUGCUCCGCGAACACAUACUCUCAAGAGCUCAGGCCGCAUAAGCGAUGUGUUUCUCUGUCGCCACGAGAAGGUCUUCCACCCUAACAAGGGCUAUAUUUACGUGGUAAAGGUUAUGCGAGAGAAUGCUCAUGAGGCCACUUACAUCCAGCGGAUGUUUGAGGAGUUCCAGGAGUUACACAAUAAGCCGCGGCUGCUCUUCCCUUCUUCCCUCUUGCCCAGUCGCUUCGUGAUUGGCCGCUCGCGGAGAGGCGGGGCCGAGUGGCGCCGGGAGGAGCUGAACGGCUACAUCUGGCACUUGGUCCACGCGGCCCCGGAGGUGGCCGAGUGUGACUUGGUGUAUACCUUCUUCCACCCCCUGCCCAGGGAUGAGAAGGCCGCAGGCAGCAGCCUGGCUCCCAGGUCCUCAGAAGGCACAUGGGCCCGGCCAGUCGGGAAGGUUGGAGGAGAGGCGAAACUGUCCAUCUCCUACAAAAACAAUAAACUCUUCAUCAUGGUGAUGCACAUUCGGGGCUUGCAACUGCUCCAGGAUGGGAAUGAUCCCGACCCCUAUGUCAAGAUUUACCUCCUUCCUGACCCUCAGAAAACCACUAAGAAGAAAACCAAAGUGGCCCGGAAAACCUGCAACCCCGCCUACAAUGAGAUGCUGGUGUAUGAUGGAAUUCCCAAGGGAGACCUUCGGCAGCGGGAGCUGCAGCUGAGUGUGCUGAGUGAGCAAGGAUUCUGGGAGAACGUUCUCCUUGGGGAGGUGCACAUCCGCCUGCGAGAGCUGGACCUGGCCCAGGAGAAGACUGGCUGGUUUGCACUGGGGUCUCGAAGUCCUGAGACCUUAUGAACACAGCGGA
Molecule: messenger RNA, 2866 nt
Organism: Dama dama (fallow deer)
Lineage: Eukaryota; Metazoa; Chordata; Mammalia; Artiodactyla; Cervidae
Product: phosphatidylinositol 4-phosphate 3-kinase C2 domain-containing subunit beta-like
Biological process (GO): phosphatidylinositol-mediated signaling; cell migration; phosphatidylinositol-3-phosphate biosynthetic process
Cellular component (GO): cytoplasm; plasma membrane; phosphatidylinositol 3-kinase complex
Molecular function (GO): 1-phosphatidylinositol-4-phosphate 3-kinase activity; 1-phosphatidylinositol-3-kinase activity; phosphatidylinositol binding
Source: RefSeq, a predicted model, not a curated record